AUGAGCGAGCACAAGAAGCUCGCGCGAACGCUCGCGCGCGCCUUCUACCGCCACUCGUCCACGCGCGAGAGGCUCGCGCGCGCGGGAAACGCCAAGCACGACAACACCGCGAUCGUCGAGGUGCUCGUCGACGCGCUCACGCGACGCGCGUGGGUUCGCGAGGACGACCUCGCGGCGUCGGUCCUCCUCAGCGCGAAGCAGGUCCGAAAGGCGCUGCAUUACCUCGAAGAGCAGAAGCUCGUGACGCGCGCGCACGUCAAGGAGAAGGACAAGGAGCGGAUCGCGCGGACGAGGCUGCGGGCGGAGGAACAAAAAGUCGACGAUCACGUCCUCAACGAUCGCCUCAACUCCGUGGAGAAGAAGGUCGUGACGUACGUGCGCUUGGACUACAGCCGCGUCGUGGACGCCGCGACGCUGCGCAUCGGGACCGCGCGGAGGAACCUGAGGCGGAACAUCGAGCGCGGGCCCGCGAGCGUGCUGUACCGGUGCGUCAGCGAAGACGACGUGUGCGGCAAGCGGUACACGUCGCUGGACGCCGCGAGACUGUUAGGCGCGUUCUACGCGCAAUCCAUGACGUUUCGGUGCCAGGUGUGCAGGUGCGAGGUCGUGCAGCUCGGCGGCGGCGAGGACGGCGCGCCGCCGGAGCCGAAGACGAAAGAGGGCAUGAAGAAAGCGCUCGCGGACUUCGAGCGCGAGGUUUCGAUCGUGCAGAAGCAGCUGGACAGGGUCAAGGGAAAGACGCCGCCGCAAUACGGGACGCUCAACGAGUGGACGCGCGCGAUGAAGAUCCGCGCGGCUCGCGCCGGCGACGCCGACGGCCACCACCACCACGGCGGCGGCGGCGGAAGAGGCGGUUUGGGCGUCCAGACCGACGACCUGGAGGACACGAAGUUCGAGGUGACGUUGGGGCUGACGAAGGAGCAGGAGGAGGCGAUGGAGGCGGAGGCGAACGCGCCCAAGGCACAGCCGGAGUGGCUGCGGCGGAAUCAGGCGCGUUCUCCUCACACUGGUUCCCGUACGACCGCGUCGGCGUGGUGCACGCCGAUUCUUAAGGAGUUUGUCUCCCGGCGUUUGUUUCUCUCCGCCCACCCCUCGCUCACAAUCCCGACACACCUCGACGCCUUUCAACUCCGCUUCUGA
Molecule: messenger RNA, 1140 nt
Organism: Micromonas pusilla CCMP1545
Lineage: Eukaryota; Viridiplantae; Chlorophyta; Mamiellophyceae; Mamiellales; Mamiellaceae
Exons: 3
Coding region: 1-1140 (379 amino acids)
Biological process (GO): transcription initiation at RNA polymerase II promoter; transcription open complex formation at RNA polymerase II promoter
Cellular component (GO): transcription factor TFIIE complex
Source: RefSeq, a predicted model, not a curated record